AUGUCAAUCCAACUGCUUGCUCUCAAGAGCGCUGUGCAACUCUUGCAAGAGUGGACGCCCACACUCAGAUUCGGGUUGUCCGCUGGCGCAUCCUCGUCCGCCGCCGCUUCGACCUCCAAGGCGACGGCCGCGCGCCCCUCGAAGCUCGCAAAAGAACACAACCUCACAGCGGAGGAGGAGGCCGAGAUCCGCGAAGCCUUCUCGCUCUUCGCCGAGCCCAUGGAAGGCGAAAAAGAAGGCGUCAUCCCCAUCGGCGACGUUAGACGCGCACUGAUCGCCCUCGGCAUCCCCGCCAGCAGCCCCGCCCAACUAGCCACCUUCACGGCGACGCUCGACCCAGACGACGAAGGGUUCGCCACGUACGGCGCCUUCCUCGGCAUCUGCGCGCUGCAGCUGCAGGCGCGCCGGCGCGACGACGACGAGGAAGCGCACCGGGCCGAGCUCGACGAGGCGUACGCGCUGUUUGCCGGCGGCGACGCCGACGCGCCCGCCAUCACGCUCGAGCAUCUGAGGAAAGUCGCCGCGCUGCUGCGGCUGGAUCAGCCUGCGCACGGCGGGAGCGGUGAAGGUGGUGGCGGUGGUGGUGGUGGUAAUAAGAAAGAGGGGGACGGGCUGGUGACGGAGGAGGUGCUGCGGGAUAUGAUUCUGGAGGCGAACGGAGGUGCCGGGGUGGGGAAGGGGGUUGCCAAGGACGAGUUUGACCGGGUCAUGAGGAGGGCGGGCGUUUGGCGGUGA
Molecule: messenger RNA, 735 nt
Organism: Thermothielavioides terrestris NRRL 8126
Lineage: Eukaryota; Fungi; Ascomycota; Sordariomycetes; Sordariales; Chaetomiaceae
Exons: 3
Coding region: 1-735 (244 amino acids)
Source: RefSeq, a predicted model, not a curated record